Messenger RNA from Oppia nitens, 1495 nucleotides. RefSeq lists its product as uncharacterized. The transcript has 2 exons. NCBI's taxonomy places the organism in Eukaryota, Metazoa, Arthropoda, Arachnida, Sarcoptiformes, Oppiidae. Bases 161 to 1495 code for a protein of 444 amino acids. The record is from RefSeq and is a predicted model, not a curated record.
UUGGGUUGGAAGCAGAUGUGGAUAUCCAGGUCUACCGCACGACACAAAAGUAGAACCAGAGAAGACUGUCUAUGAAGAUGGAGAAGAGGUUCGCUAUAGUUGUCCAUACGAUAAGAUAUAUGUGAAGACACAAACCAAACGGUGUGUCGCCGGUCAGUGGAUGGGCUCGCGAUCGACGUGUGGCUACUUUAUUAAGAAUCAGUUGAUGACAGCAAAAAUUGUUAAUUUGCAAACAAAUCAAACAGUGAUUGACAUGAAAACUGCAAACUAUAGCGGAGACGGCUUUCCCGCCUGUUAUUAUGAUGAAAGUGGUACUGCACUGGUAGUCAAUGAACCACAUCAGCCACACGAAUGGCAUUUUGAGUUCAAAGAUGGCAUAAUCUUUGACUUCUUUUUACUUAAUGUUAAGAUACCUGAGUUGGGCUUCCGGUCGCGACCUAUUAAUGAAAUUGAUGGCAUACGGGUUCGCAAUGUAACCAUUAUCAAUGAAGAGUACAGAAGCUGUACACUAGACUUUACCACUCGUGUCAAGUGGGCUAAGAUAUUCUGGUUUUGGUGUACACCCAGUCAUAAUAAUACAGUUAAUAGAGUAUUGUCCGUACGAUUUACUACAUAUGCUAACCAACCCAUCAAAGUCAUUGGUUUACAUCAGGUCUACAUAACUAAACUACAAUUCUGUGGACAUCCAGUCGUGCCAUUACUGACUAAAUAUUUGCCACAAAAUGAAGAAACCCAACAGAUUGAAUGCGAUCCCGAUGUGGCCAUUGAUGUCCGAUCAUUGGUCAACUCAUCAGAUUUUAUCAUCGAUGACCAAUCAAUGAUAAGGGAUUGUGUGGACAAUGAGUAUUGGGCCGGUAGUCCACAGUGUAUACCAAAUGUGUUUUGUAAGCUCAAUGUCUACAACGAAUCCGAAGAGAUUAGUUCAGUAAAAAAUGCCUAUAUUUUCAACAAAAAUAAAUGGUAUGCCAUUGAAGGCACAACCGUUCACUACAAGUGCCGAAAUAAUUACGUAUUUGCCGUCGACUCGAUUCGUACGUGUUUACCAAACGGCACUUGGGAUCAAUUGGGACCCGUUUGUCGAAUUGAUAAUCUUAGAGAAUUGAAACACAGUAUACUUCAAUCUAGUGGUACAUCGAUGCCAACAAUCAUAUUGAUAGUCAUAAUAGUUGUCUUAACCAUUGUUGCCGUUUUGGUUUUGGUUAUAAUCAGACGAAAACAAAGUGAACGCAAACUGAAAAAACAACAACAGAUGGAAAUGAUGAAUGAAAAAGAAAUGAAUAUUUACGAUGACAUACAUAACGAUAAUAAUAAUAUGUAUGAAGAUUAUGCUGAACCACAGUAUUAUGAAAAUCCAGAUGAAAAACGUUAUGAAACAGCAUUUCCCUCACAACCAGUGACUGUAGGAAUGGAUGCCAUACAUCCAGUUCCCUAUUAUCUGACAUUGAAUUCAAAAAAUUAUGACGAAGAAUAUGUUAAUAUGUCUGCAAAAAUGUAA